UCAAUAUACACUUACUUGGUUUUAUCGCUACGUGUUCAACUUGACGGUUCUUCUAGAGGAAAACAGAAUGAAUCAAUCACGAGGACAGACGCCUCUUCAACAGGGCAUGCAGAUACAGGGCAUGCAGAUAAACGGUAGCGUCGUUCGUCAUCCUGCUCAUAAUGCAGCCCCCGCCCCGAGGACAACAAGUGUUUCUACCGAAGCCCCUACAAUUCUUCAGGUGACUCCAGUCCUUCAAACUCCUCGAAGGACCCAAAGCCUUGCUGAGCCUGCUCGUCUUUACGCUGCUCAAGAGUUGCGCGACGCCAGUCAGGCACCUCCAAGUGCUCCUCGAGCGCCUCGCGCCGAUUCUGGGACAUCUUGUGCUCAUCAUCAGGCGCCUCCAAACGCCCCUCGUGCCCCUCGUGCAGAUUCUCCGCCUUCUUCUUCUCAGGCACCUGGAAACGCCCCAGACGCCUCACGAGCGGAUUUCCAGUCUCCCCAGGCCCCUCGAGACGCUCCCAGAGCCCCUCGUGCACAGGCUCCUUUACCCGCCCCCAUCGCAACUAUUCAACCAUCUCGAGCUCCUCAAGUUCCUCAAGCUCCUCAAGCUCCUCAAACUCCUCAUCUUGGAUUUGAGCCGGCUCGAGCUCCUCCUCAAAAUGCCCAAAGGGCGCCCCGGGCGGAAUACCACCCAUACCAGACUCCUCAGAACUCUCCCAGAGGACCCCCCAAUGCAGACUACAGCCCCUAGAAUUCCAGAGCCGUCCUCUCUAGCCGGCGAAGCGGACAUAUCUUCUCGUUACGGUUCUCAAACCCCCUACAAUGUACCACCUGGUCCUCCCGUUCAACCCCUCUUUGGACCAGCCACCUUUACCCCCCCGGGCGCCUUUCAGCUGAUGGACGCAUCAGCAUACAUUCAAGUGCUGCAAGAUUAUUAUCAGUGGCGCACCUCGGACCCGACCGUCAAUGCUUGGUACAUUGGCCCUCCCGAGCCUGAAGAAGUGCUCCGGCAUGGCAUGAUACUUCGUUUUCUGGACAGUUUACCCCCAACUCCUCCUAAUCCUGCUUUUCCUCCUGACCCUCCUCAGCUUCUUCGCAGAACUCGUCGUCGUCGAGGUACGGCUCAGACUUCUGAUGACUACGGUUCUUCUAAUCAAGCUGGUCAAUCUGAGGAGGCGGGAGCUACUAAUGUUGCGACUCAGGACGCCGAGUCUGCUCAGGGCAGACAAGGCAAACGGAACAGACGCGGCAGACGCGGCAGGCGUGGUAGGCGUGGCAAGAAGGGUGGCAAGGGCGAAGAGAGGAAUACGACUCUGGAGGCUCAAGAUGAAAAAGGUGAAGUAGCUGUGUUGGUUGAGGAUGCAAUUGUUGAGGAAACUGAAAAGGUUCAGGAGGAAGACGAUGAAGAAGUGACUGGCGAGGCUCAGGAUGGAAACGAUGAAGUGACUGGGGAGGCUCAAGAUGGAAGUAUUGAAGUGACUGGGGAGGCUCACGAUGGUGUUUUCUAGUUAGCUGGGCUUACACAGAUUGUUUGCAAAGUGGGCAGGAUAUGGUUUCUUUGAGUAUUUCUUUCGGUCGGUCUCGGUUUGCAAAGGUUUGCACAAAGUAUUAUUAGACAUGAAUCAUUACAGACACUCGCUACAGAGUACCUAUCUAGUCUAUAGUACAAUCACCUCUUCUCCUCUC
Molecule: messenger RNA, 1668 nt
Organism: Trichoderma virens Gv29-8
Lineage: Eukaryota; Fungi; Ascomycota; Sordariomycetes; Hypocreales; Hypocreaceae
Exons: 3
Coding region: 642-1490 (282 amino acids)
Source: RefSeq, a predicted model, not a curated record